Megalobrama amblycephala (Wuchang bream) is the source of this 1340-nucleotide messenger RNA. RefSeq names its product fibrinogen-like 1 (gene fgl1). The record is from RefSeq and is a predicted model, not a curated record. The transcript has 7 exons. Gene Ontology annotation, biological process: regulation of immune response; negative regulation of T cell activation. Lineage: Eukaryota; Metazoa; Chordata; Actinopteri; Cypriniformes; Xenocyprididae. Bases 262 to 1188 code for a protein of 308 amino acids.
AGUUUUGGUGCUGUUUUUGAUGUCAAAUGUUUUGGGGAGCUGUUUGUAGUUGUCUGCACAUCUGUUUUGAUCCACAGUGACUCAGCUCAAAGUAUGCACUUCAACCACAGGAAAUUUUGUCAGGCACCAGAACAGACCUCAAGAGCCUUUGUACAAGUUGUUGUGUUUGUAGUGGUACUUUAGUGCUUAAAUUUAAUUGAACGCAAGGUCACUUGGUGUCUGACUUUCCGUCUUUAAAUACGACAUUAAAUUAAUACAUCUAUGAUGUCAGUUUUGUUCAUCAUUUGGAUGCUUUGUACUCUGGAUUUGUCAGACUCUGUACCUGAUGAAUGUCAAGAUGAGAUAGAGCGUCUUAAGGUGGAGCUGAAGAGUUUGGAAGUUCGCCAUACAAAGCAACAGCAACUUAUUCAACGAUUAAUGAAUCUCAACCAGAUGGAUGAACGUUCCCAGAAAGAGGACUCAUUUUAUGACAUGGGAGACAAACAGUACAUGGACUGUGCGCAGAUCUUCAAAAAUGGGAGCACGAGGAGUGGAUUUUACAUGAUUAAACCACUGCUUAGCCCAACCAAAAUCAAAGUGUACUGCGAUAUGACAGAGGGGGGUGGAUGGACAGUCUUCCAGAGACGCUCAGAUGGCAGCCAGUCGUUUGACCGAGACUGGAAUGAUUACAAAACAGGAUUUGGUGACAUGAAGUCCUCUAAUGGGGAGUUUUGGUUAGGGAAUGAUAAUCUACAUUAUUUGACAUCUCAAGACGAUUACACCCUGAGAAUCAAUCUGGAAGACUUUGAGGGCAGCCACCGUUUUGCAGUGUACAGAAAAUUCAAAGUGGAAAAUGAACAGAACCAUUACCAGCUCCAGUUUGGUGUAUACACAGGAAACGCAGGGGACGCUCUCUCUGGCAGUUAUCAUCCUGAGGUUCAGUGGUGGGCCAGCCACCAAGGAAUGAAGUUUAGCACACGAGACAAGGAUAAUGACCGCUACGACCGCAGUUGUGCUCAGGAGGACAAGGGUGGCUGGUGGUUUAACAGAUGUCACUCUGCCAAUCUGAAUGGACUGUACCACCGAGGAGCUUACAGCGCCGUCACUGAUGAUGGAAUAGUGUGGUACCCAUGGCAUGGCUGGUGGUACUCCCUCAAAUCUGUGCAGAUGAAGAUCAGACCAUCCAUUUUUGAGCCUAAUGAUGUUUAAUUCAUGGAUCUGAUAUCUGAGCCAUGAAGGCAAUGAAUUUGUGUGUGAUGGCAAAUAAAAUUGUAGUCCAGCUUAGUAGUUCAGUUCUUAACUAUUUGCAUAUGUAGUUCAAAAAGCUCUUCUGCAUGAAGCACAAUAAAUUUUUAAACGCA